AAGGAGGAACUCAUGAGCAUUUUGUCUGAUCCAUGAACUGAUAAGGAGAGGGGAAGCCAUCCCUCUCCUCUUACCCUUCCUUUCCUAGUUUUGAAAUCAUUCCUUCCCCACCACUGCCUCCCUCCCGUCCUUCCCCUCCUCUUUCCCUUCCCCUUCCCCUCCACUGAAUGAAUGGAAGAGUCUCCACGGUUUUCUUCUGCUUCUCGCCCUGGACUGGAGAAGUGAGGGGGCAUCUGUCUAUCCUCAUCCAUCUCUUUCUCGCUCCAUCCAUUCUCAAGGGGAUUUCAGACCGUGCAAUGUGUUUUCAGCCUCUUGCCGCUGCUACCACUUGAUACUAUGCUAUGCGCAGGGAGAGGGUUUUGCAAAAAUGGAUUUAUUCGAUUUUAAAGGAUUUCUGCUCUAAUAAGGUUCUCAUUGCACACAAAUAUGACUAAAUCCCCUAUUUGGUAAAUCUUUCUCUACCCCACCCCUCCUCUUUGGGUUCCCUCCCGCCCGCCCCCACCCCUUCAGAGGAGCAAGCACAGGGAGCUGAUGACGGACCCAUUAAUCCCUUCUUCAAUGCAUCAAAAGAAGCCGAAGGGCUGGAAGUCGCUGGGCUCGGAGUCCUGCAGGAAAUGCUUCGAUCUGCUUUUGGUUCUGUAUGAAACUGGUGACUAGGGGCUCGGCUCGCUCCGCCGCCGUCGCCCGCCGGCACCUGGAUGCGCGGGCCGCCGCCGCCGCCGCCGCCUUGCCCGCCGCCGCCGCGAUGCACCGCUCGUGGCGGUGCUGGUGAUCGCUCGGGUGUGAUGGGAUUGAGCCGGCGGUGAUCAUUUGAAGGCGGUGAGGGAGAGCGAGGGAGAGGAAAGGCUGCUCGGCUCUGCUGUGUGUGUGGGCUUCGGGCUUUUUUUUUUCCUUUUUUUUUUUUUUUUUUUUUUUUUUUCCCUUCUUCUUCUUCUUUUUCUACUUCCAUCCUCUCCCCGCCACUGGAAGUCCUCCCGUAUCUAAAUGGAAUUAGUGGAGACCGAAGCCCCUUGUGUAAGGAACAGACAUGACCCAUGGGCGCAGCUUCUUUCACAUUGUAGCAAGUCUAAUCAUUCUACAUUUGUCUGGGGCAACCAAAAAAGGAACAGAAAAGCAAACUGUUUCCGAAGGACAGAGACCAGUGCAGUGUGGAACUUGGACAAAAUAUGCAGAAGGAGGCAUCUUCACUUCUCCAAAUUACCCCAACAAGUAUCCUCCGGACAGAGAGUGUGUCUACAUUAUAGAAGCUGCUCCUAGACAAUGCAUUGAACUACACUUUGAUGAAAAAUAUUCCAUAGAGCCUUCUUGGGAGUGUAAAUUUGACCACAUAGAAGUACGAGAUGGACCUUUUGGCUUUUCCCCAAUCCUUGGACGUUUCUGUGGACAGCAAAAUCCACCUAUGAUCAAAUCCAGUGGCAGAUUCCUGUGGAUUAAAUUUUUUGCUGAUGCUGAACUGGAAUCUAUUGGGUUUUCUGCUCGGUAUAAUUUUACACCUGAUCCAGAUUUUAAGGACCUUGGCGUUUUGAAGCCAUUGCCAGUUUGUGAGUUUGAGAUGGGAGGACCUGAAGGAAUUGUGGAAUCUGUACAAAUUGUUAAAGAAGGAAAAGCUUCUGAAACUGAAGCAGUAGACUGUAAAUGGUACAUCCGAGCACCACCCCGAUCCAAGAUCUAUUUGCGAUUUUUGGACUACGAGAUGCAGAAUUCCAAUGAAUGCAAAAGGAAUUUUGUAGCGGUGUAUGACGGAAGCAGCUCAGUGGAGGAUUUGAAAGCAAAGUUUUGCAGCACAGUUGCUAAUGAUGUGAUGCUGAGGACAGGCCUGGGUGUCAUCCGCAUGUGGGCAGAUGAAGGCAGUCGAAACAGCCGAUUCCAGAUGCUCUUCACGUCUUUCCAAGAACCCCCUUGUGAAGCCAACACAUUCUUUUGCCACAGUAAUAUGUGUAUAAAUAAUACACUGGUCUGCAAUGGACUCCAGAACUGUGUGUAUCCCUGGGAUGAAAACCACUGCAAAGAAAAAAGAAAAGCAAACCUAUUGGACCAACUUACCAAUACCAGUGGGACUAUAAUUGGGGUGACUUCUUGCAUUGUGAUCAUCCUCAUUGUUAUCUCUAUUAUAGUACAGAUCAAGCAGCCUCGUAAAAAAUUUGUCCAAAGGAAAACAGACUUUGAUCAAACAGUAUUCCAGGAGGUGUUUGAGCCUCCUCAUUAUGAGUUAUGCACCCUUAGAGGGACAGGGACUACAGCUGACCUUGCUGACGUUGCAGAUGACUUUGAAAAUUAUCAUAAACUGCGGAGAUCCUCUUCGAAAUGCAUUCAUGACCAUCACUGUGGAUCACAAGUGUCUAGUAUUAAGGGCAGCCGUAGUAACCUCAGCACAAGAGAUGCUUCUGUCUUGACAGAAAUACAGCCCCAGCCUGUAAAACCACUUGUUCAGCCCAUGAACAGGAGAAAUAUCCUUGUCAUGAAGCAUAGCUACUCACAAGAUGCUGCUGAUGCGUGCGAGAUAGAUGAAAUUGAAGAGGUGCCAACCACAAGUCACAGGCUGUCCAGACAUGAUAAAGCUGUCCAGCGGUUCUGCCUCAUUGGGUCUCUAAGCAAACAUGAGUCUGAGUACAACACAACUAGGGUCUAAGAGAAAAAGCGGAGGAAAAGGAAUUGUGCUGAUCCACAACAUCCAAACAAGGUCACUGUGGGAAAAAAAGGGAAGCUGCUAUCCCCUUCAAGCAAUGAAUCCUAACUGAGAGAAGGGAGACAAAUUAAGAAGCCCGUGAUGAAAAAUGGAAAGAGCAAGACUGCUUAGAUUUCUUUACCAAAGUAACAGGCCUGACCAACUCUGUGCAGCAUCAUUUCAUCCCUCCAUUCUCAGAUAAAGAAAAACUGUGGUUCAAGCCUUCUUUAUGCCAAGGAGAAAGAUGCUACAACUGUGAGUACCAAUUCUAUUCAGACCUCUGGAAGGACUUAAAAGCCUCUUGUGUAAAUGUAGGCAGACAAGGAUUUACUGGGCCUAUGAGGGUAGUCUUGUGCUGCUACAUGCAGCAUCUGCAACAUCUAGUUACUUAGAUCUUUUAAAUUUUCUAUUCUUCAGUCAGUCAUCCUCAGCUUCAGAGAGGCACAUAAUGAACACACUUAGCUACUUAAAAAAAAUGGUGGCUUUACAGGAAAGCAUUUGCUUGUUAUUUAGUUUAGUUGGAUGUAAAAAUACCCAUGGCGCUUGCUGAAGCUAUUGUGAAAAAAAUAGGUGUUUUUUUUUUUUUUCACAGAUGCUAGAUUAAUGUAUCUGGUUAAAUGAACCAUUUAGUUGGAUCAACUGCAUCACUAAAUGAAAACACCUUUCAUCUCAGAUUUUACUUGUAAAACUGCAGUGCCUGAUUCAUGCUUUAGUCACAUCCUCCUGCUAGAUCCUGCUUUUUUUCUGAGUUAAGUGAAAGUUUAAGUUGGAAAAAUCAGUUUGUUGAAAGUUCUUGACUUCCACCAUCUUUAGUGAAGCCAAAAAUUUGAUUUAUACUGGGGAAGGAGAGCUUCAUUCUCAUUUCUUAGUGCUAGAGAAGUUUUCAACACAAGUCAUCUACUCUUUUCCUUUUAUUUUAAAUAUCAGUGAUUUAAAGGAAAUUUAAUGCUCUAUACUUAGGUGAUCCAUGUAAAUUUGAAACGAGAAGUAAAACAAUGAAAGAGAACACUAGAAAUCUAAAGUAAGCAUAUUUUCUCAAAGUUCAAAGCAACAAUAAUAUUUUCAGAAGUUAGAGUUGAACCCUUGGUUACCAUAUAAGCCCAAUCUUAGCCUUCAUUUUCUUAAUAAAUUUCAUAUUAUCAUAAGAUAAAUUUCAGCUCAGGAAUAUGAAUGAUUUUAUAUUUGUAUACCAAUUUAAAAUUACAAAUUUAACAUUUUAAACUCUGUAAGGUGCUGAUAUCCUUCAUUUUAAGCACAGCUGAUUUUGCUGGUCAGAAAGAAUUACUGUAUUUCUUUUUUUUUCAGAGACAAGUCUCUGCAUUUUGAGUUUUCCAUGCCAAAUGGAAGACAUUUUUAAUUUCUUUCCAGCAUUUUCACUCCCACAUUCUACUGACUAGUUUUGGUGCAGAAAACACCCAUGGGGUGAUUUUGUUUGAUAUUCUGAGCAUAUCUGGCACCUCUUUAGUAAUGAAACACUACAUUACAGCUCUGCCUGCGGGAAGAAUUUCUUCAACUGUUAUCUAAGUUGCAUGGCCAAGAUCCGGGCCCAGAGACUUGUGCUGUCAUUUGAGAAUAACUUCAGUGACAUAAAGUACCUUGUUAGCUUUUGGUAUCUUAGUAGAAAAUCUACACUAAUCUAGACAAAUAUUAUUUCACUAGAAAUAAUUUAAAUGUUACAUUUUUAAAAUGUCAGCAUGAAAUCUCCAUUUGUUAAUAUUACUAUCUUUUUGAUGAUUGAAAAAGAGAGUGAUGUUAACAUGGAAAACUUAGAGUUCAUAGCAGAAGGCAGCAAGGAUUUUGUGAUAUUUUUAUUAAAUAUGCAACAGUUUUCAGAUCUGGGAUUUUUUUUUUCAUUUAAUUCAGCUAAGAUUCUUAGUUUUACUCCUCCCUUUUGUGAUGUAAACUUUGUAGCCUUUAUGUAUCCAUCACAUUAGCAUCUCUUUUGCAAUUCAGUAGCUUACAGGGACUCAAAAAGAAAAAAAAAUUCCUGUGCUGGCAUAUAGAAUACAGAUUUAUUAAAUAGUCUAUCAAAUUUCAUUAGAGUUUAUCUGGAUCACAAUGUGCUGCUAGAAAAUUAUUAGAUUAGAGACACAUAACAAUAAAAAUAAGAAAAUACUCUAGAAGUACAAUUUUAGUUUUGUAAGAUUUUAUUAUUCAACUGGAUUUGAUCAAAAGAGAAAUCUCAACAGGCAUAAACUUUUAUGGAAAUCUCAACAGGGACAUAAACUUUAUAUAGCAUGAAAUUUUAAACACACAUCUGUUUGGAAUAUAUGGAGCAAAAAGUAAGGGAACAUUUAGAAACUUUUUUAAAUGCUUUGAGAAAAUGAGUGCAUCUUCUGUCUCAGAAUUAAUCAAACAGAUUUUCCACAAGCUCCUUUCUAUACAAUCUGUGCAUGGUGAUGAAAAAUCCAUUUAAAUGGGAGGUAUAAAAUGCAAUAUUAAAAAGGAACAGAAGUAGAUCAUGGUAGUGAAAAUGUUCAGAAGUAUGGUGUGUGGUUCUGAACCUAGUAAAUACACCUUGAUACACUGCAAAAUUCUAGUCCCUUUGGUUUCCUUACUAUAAGGUAUAUGAUUUAAAGCUGUGACAUACCAAGGGCAUAAUAAAAACCUUGUCAUUCAGCCUCUGAGGCUCAGCACCCUCUGCUGCUGGUGGCACUAAAUGAGCUGAUAAUUCAUAAGGCUCUUUGUGACAGACUCUUGUUGUUUUUGUUAGGACUACAAAACCCAACUCAAGCUAUGAUGGUAAUAACAGAAGUUAGUGGGUGAUUAAAAAAUUGAUUCAGUUAACCUUUAACUAUAUAGCUGUAUUGCAUUUUAUUUGUCUUUGCAUUUUUACCAAAUUAAAGUAGAAACUAGAGGGUAGCUAAUUUAAUUUAAAAUACUUUCUAUCACUCUGUCUGGAUUUUCCUUAGCAUUCUUGAAACCUGUUCAAUGAUAAGCACCUAUCAAAUGUUUCUUAUUUUAUGCCAUGGCUCUAAUGACAUUUAGCUUGAGAAUGAAGUUCUGAAGAUUUAAAUUUUGUUAUCUUACCUCACCCCUUGACAUUUAUUAACAUUUCAAACCUCUCCAGCCUCUCAGGAUCUGCUAUUCAGUUUGAAGCUGACUUUUGUCAGUGCUGAAUACCAGCCGUGUCAGAAGAAAGGACAAAAACUUUUCAUCAGAAGAUUACCAAUCCCUUUUCUCAAUGAGAAGAACAAUCUGAGUACUAGAGCCACGUGAUGCCUACUCCUGCUAGGUGGAAAAACCCCUAACAUUUCAAUUCACCAGGCUGUAUUUUUGCUAUGAGAAAACAGUCCUUGUCUUCAAUUUCAAAGCUUAUUGAGGAGAAAGUGGAAAUCAAAGGAGGAUGAUAAAGAAAGAAAAAGAGCAAAACCCCAGCAGUGGUAAGUAAAUAAAUAAUUGUACACUUGUGCCUAAAAUUAAUGUACAACAGAAUAUGGGGUGGAGCCAUUUCUGUUCCUUUUGGACAAUUUGCAAAUCCUCAAAUGAGUUUAUGGAGAUUAUUUUUAGGCAGGGAUCAGGCAUUGUGUGUCAACACUUUAGUUAAGUUUUCUUCAUCUACUUCUAAGAUUUAUGGACUUUCUACAUUCCUAAAUGCUGUUUAAAGGUGUUAGAAAGAUAUUUCCAAUAAUUUCCACUACUUCACUUAUUUUAUAAAUCAUAUAUAAAUCAUAUAUAGAUCACAGGAACUACAGUACUGAACUCCUACUGAGCCUAGAAAAAUAUCGCAGAGCUAUGACAUCUAGUCAGUAUUGUAAUCAUAGAGCAUUGUUUGAAAAAUGGGGCAAAAUACAAUGAUGUUUUAUAAUGUCACAUUCAAGGAUGCAAUCCACAAAACCUUAGAAAAGGACCUUUUAGUGAAAAGGCAGUACAGAGUCACCUCUAAGGAGCUUUACUUUGUCCUUUUUCAUAUGCUGAUUUCUGCAAUAAUAGCAAACAUUGUGAAGGAGAAAGGGAGAAUAAAAACAUAAAUGAUUUUUUUUUCUUUUAUGACAAUAGUAAUGCUUAUCUUUGCAUCUACUGCUUGAGUAAUGUAUUGUUUGGGGAGAAUUCUGGGCUGAUACAGGCUUUCAAUCAUAACAUGCAAGGAUGAUGCUUAUGCAAGGCUUCCCCAAGAUCAUUAUUGAAAUUUCAUGAUAUUCAUAAAUCAAAUAAACAUGAAAUGAGACUAUUACAGCAUUUUGCCUUUGUCCGUUUCAGCAGGAAAUUCAUUCUAGAUUAAAAAAUGUGCAGAAAGCUCAAGUUUGAACAAAAGUCAUGAAUCUCUCCCCACUCUAAGUCAUGCAUAUUGUGGAGUUUAAUAGUGACUAAUUUGUUAAAAAUGUGGUGCUUAUGCUGACGUAUGCAAUCAAUUUUCUAAUGUGGCAUGUUUCCAUCACUUAGUAUGCAUAUCUCCCAGAUACAUAGGCAUUCUAUUAUGAACACAGGAGUUUGGAUGUCCCCAGACAGCAAUAAGCAGUCAUCAGCUUGCUGAAAACUGCAAUUGUGCCCAAGCUAAUGCUGCAAGUAUUUGGACUGAUAUUACACAAAGUUGGACAGAGAAAUACAAAGGAAGCCUUUCAUCUGUUUCCAGAAUAUUUUAUGCUUGGCAUUACAAAAUGUAUUUCAAUUUAUAUGAUGAUGAACAUACAUUAAAAAGACUUAUCAGUUCACUUUCUGAAGAUGCUGGCAGUGUUUAAUUCUGGGGGAAAAAAGAUGCAGCUAAAAUAUCAUGGUGCUUAGGAAAUACCUGUUCAACCAGCUCAUGACUAAGGAAACUUCACCCUAACUUUAUUUGUAUUUUGUUAUUGGUUUCUGUGGCUUUAAAUAUCCCUUUAUGAAUGUUAGUCAAAGGUAUUUAAUGUCUCAAAGCUGAAUGAAUCUUGGUUGAAAUCUUUGAGGGUUUAGCCUUUUCUGGCUUAAGCACAACAGAAGCUAAAGGAAAGAUGGGUUUUUGUCAUAUCCCCAAGCCUGUGCCCCUGCAGGGAGGGUCAAGAAGGAAACAGCCUCAUCUGAAAAACUUUAAAAGUUUUUUUAGAAUCUUCAGCCCAUCAGAAACCAAAGUACUGUAAAGUCCUGAUGCUUCUUUUCCUGUCAAAAAAAAAAAAUGUUUCUUUUCCUGUCAUCAAAGAAAAAAAAAAAAAAAAGAGAGGCAGAUUUAGGCUGUCUGACAUUCUUCUAAUUUUGUUCUAAUUUUGCCUUCGUUGACAUGAAACUCUGAAACUGAUCUGGGAGGUUUCAAGCUUAGCCUGCUACAUGAAAGAAAAUGGCCUCUAACCAGUGGGCCAAGGAAUGGGACUCCUCUUUAGUCCUUUCACUUUCCCUAUUAAAAUAAUGAAUGUUUGUCUUUAAAAAGAAAAGGAAUAAUUCUCACAUGAGUUAUUUAAGAGAACUAUGCAAGAACAACUACAGUGUUGUGCUUCAGGCAAUUAGUUUCAGAUUUUUUUUCCAUUGAGCUGAAUUCACAGCUUCAGGAACAGUUGAAGUUGACUGCCUUCUAGUUGAAAACAGUCUCUGAUAUUGCUUCUGUCUUUCUAUGUUUCAGUUCUGCUAUUCCAGUAGAAUUUGGGAACUCCUACUUGUGAGGGCUGGAAGAAAAUCCCUAGAGAAGACGAGAUACUUCACAGCAUAUGCCUUACACAGCAGCCCCCCCUCCUCUCUGUGCAGUCACUCUCACAGAUGACCAAGGACACAGGGGUGGUAGUAACCAGCAGCAGUUGGAGGAAAAAGACCCUGAGGGGUGUUGGAAAAGGGAAACUGAAGUCUUUUCCUGGUGUAUUAUUGCUGCUGCUUUUCUAGUAACAACUGAUAAGUCAUCUUGCAAACAGUAAAAGGGAGAGAAGUUUUUAUUUGUUAGCUCCUCCUUAUAUGAAUUUACACCUUAUCUGAGCUUACAGCAAAUGCUGACUGGCAGAGGGGAUUAUAAACACAGCAGUGGUCUUUUCCUAUCAACUAAUCUUGCAUUUUCACUUAUUUUUUAGAGGACAGUUCAGUAUUUUUUGUGUUUAAAUAGACCUACCCUGUCUCCAAGGUUUUCAGACAACUUAGGUUUUAGUGCAGGACAGGUUUUAAACACUUCAGUAGAGUAGUCAGCUUCUACUGGAAAUCUCAGAGUCCAGUAUUGUUAUUUAAAUGAAUUUAUAGUCAAAACUACUCUCCUCAUGAAUACUGAUUUCUUUUGAUCUGGGUCAAAACAAACUCAAUUGACUGCCUCUGUGAUGAAUUUCAAUAAUUCUUUCUUAUUUCUUUUUGCUGAAAUGGGAAGAUGAGGGGAAGACAGUAACAUAUUUUAUCUGAAGUCAGUUUCUAAUUCAAUUAGAGCUUCAUGUUGGCCCCAUUGAACUCACUGGGCUUUUUGCCACUGAAUUUAAUAAGGUUAGAAUCAGAUUCAUAACAUGCAGUUUCUUAUUUCUUCCAGAUAACCAAUUAAAAUAUUAAAUAUCUCAGGGUGAACAUUUCCUUCUCAUCCACAUGUUCUUUGAUAUUGUGUUAUUGCUUUUUCAUCUGUCCUUCUGUAACUUUUAAUUAAGAGUUCCUUUGUGUAUGGGUAAAGGGAGGCUGCUUUAUUUUAAAACUUUUCAGGAUAUGCUUUAGUUUUGAUGGUUUCUAAAGAAAGAAAAAGCAGGAACAUUAUUUUUUUUUUCUAGUGGAGGUUUAAUCUACCAAAUGUGCUUGCUUGAGGAUGAAUUGGAAAAUGAGAUGAUGAAUAAGGGGUAUGAGAGCAAACAUACACUUUCUCUCUCUCCUCUUUUAAUUUAAAGAAGAAAAAAGUGUAUUUGAUUAUUAAGAAUCCUUGUUCAUCAGACUCUCCAGAAAAAAAUAAAUCUCCUUUAUAUUCAACAAAAUAUCCAUUGUAGAAACUAGAUUAUUAUACUGAUAGUUGGAUUAAUUUCUGAAGCCUUAUUACAUUUAUCCAUUCAUUCUUUUUAAAUCUAUCAGAUCAGUGCUUACAUCAGGGAUGACUGAAAAUAAAGUCUUUUGAUCCAAUUUUUGUCAUUGGUUGCUAUCCCUGACAAUAGAGGUAAAAGGAAUGUGAUAUCAGGGACUGAAGAUUCAGAUAAGAGCUUGAAGCAGGAGAUGUGGGCAAAGCAACACCUCCAAAAUAUUCUUGAAUGUUGGUCUAUUCUUACACAAAGAAGGAAGCUGUUUCAGUGGUGGAGAGAAGAAGGGAAAGAGAAAGGGAAUGAGGAGGCUGAGGGGGCACCUCAUUGCUCUCUAAAACUACCUGAAAGGAGGUUGUGGUUAUGUGGGAGUCAGUCACUUCUGCCAUUUUUCAGUUAAAAGAAAGGGAAGAAACUGCCUUAAGUUGUACCAGGGAGGGUUCAAAUUAGAUAUUAGAAAAAUGUUUAUCGCUGAGAAUGAUGGUUAAUCAUUGAAAUAAGUUGCCCAUGUAGGUUGUGAAGUCACCCUCUCUGGAAGUGUUCAAGAGGAGUCCAGGUUUCUCACUUGGGGGAUAUGGUUUAGGGGUGAUUAUGGUGGCGCAAGGCUGAUGGCUGGACUAGAUAAUCUUGAAAGUGUCUGACAAUAUUUAUGAUUUUGUGUGACUCUGGCUUGAUUUUCCUUCAGAUUUGUUCUGGUGACCAUGUAUUUGUUGGGUGGCUUACUGGUACUUGUAUGUACCACUAGCACUGCCUGGCCAAAACUAGAACAAAGAUAUAUUACCCUCCAUUUAGGCAAAUAUUUGAAAAUCUCAACUUUGCUCUGAACAAAGGUUUUGUAUUACAGUUUUUGAUUUGGGCCUUAAGUGCAAGGCCAAAAAUAUCCUAGUUAUCACUUUUCUGUGCACAUUCCCGCAACAUAUUGGUAUAUGCGAGAUGCUCACUGAAGGCCUUUCUAGAGCAUCUGAAAUAAAGGAAAAUUUAAAUUUUUACUUGGGUUUAAUAACAGCAGGGGGAUAGAUGGGGAGAAAGUAAAAUCCCACCCAAACUAUUGAUUUGCCAAGUUGGUAAAACAUUUCUAAUUGUGUAAUUAAGUCUACUUCUUAUUUUAAACCUUAAAUUACAGAGUGUAGGUUGAUAUAUGCAUGAGGGCAAUUCCCACUCCUUGUAAGAAUUAAACUGUUGGCUACUUAAAAGGUUUUCUAAUGAUAAAACUGUCUUGCAAAUUCAUUAUGACCUUGUUUAUUGAUUUAUCUAGGUCUCUAAGGAAUAUUACACACUGAUCUGAAAGGCCUGUUUCAUGUAUAUUGAAAAGACUUAAACCUGCUGAAAACAACCUAUUUGAUGUCUUUAUAAUUUACUCUAAUUGUUGACUUUAACACUAGCUUAAAGAAUAUAUCGGAUGCUAUCAUGUCAAUAACUUUUCCCUAUGAUGAGGGUUCUUGGAUGUUUUCCUGCGCACUCUAAGUUCCUUGCUCUAAAGGUAGUAAGGGCAAGAAAGACUUUUUCUCAAUUCAGCCUUUUGCUGUGAAGACCUCUCCAGUAAAGCAUUUCCUCUCGAAUGAUAUUUUUUCUUUUGUCUGAAAAUCAAUGUACAGUCUUUUCUAUGCACUGUACAUCCUGGAGAGCUUCCAGGGUGUGAAAUCUUGCCAAUGUCACUGUAAGAUAGGAAUGCAAUAUUUGUUUAGUUAAAUCCAAUGGGAACCACAGAUCAAGAUAUUAUUUAUAAUCCAAUGGCACAGGCUAAUUUUAGUAGCCGAGCUAUAUAUGUGCUAAGGAAGCAGUUGCUAAACCUUGCUUUGAGAGCUUUGAGGUCUAUUGAUCUUGCUGAUUGUAGCCAUACCUUUCAUCUGAAAGUGAUAAACGGACAAAUUGAAAACCACAUGAAAACAAAUUAAUGCCUUUUAUUUAAACAAAAAGAUGGGCAAUUAUUUUGUCUGUAUUAGCUCCAGGCAACAGCAUUUAAACUGCACUAAUUUUCUCCUUUUUUCACCUGAUCCAGGUGGUGGGAUCCUUUAAUUUUGUCUUUCAGACUAUGAGUUGGACGAAGCAAUGUUGAAUAAAAUUAAUUUCAACAAGGAUGACGGGGUGGACAAAAGACACUGAGUUAAACUGAAAACAGUCCUUGAAUUUGUUCAACAGAGUUGCAAUUGGGGUAGUUUCUGUGCUACUAAAUACUAUAUUCUAAGCUAAAGUAGUGUAUCUGGCCAGAAAUUUUAGAUGGAGGAGAAAAAGGACUUGUUAGGAGGACAUGUUAGACUCAACUCAGGUGUUCCUUGAUAUUGGUCAUGACUAUGUGAGUUUCAAUGUCAUUAAAGUUACCUUGUAUUACAAGCAAAUUUUCCUUUGGCAGAAACUGGGAAGAUUUUUUAAAUUACAUGUUUAUUUUACAGCAAAGUAAUAAGAUUACUUUUAUUUUCAAUUCAGCAUGGCAAAGAAAGACAUAAAAAUGAUAUAAUUUUAUUACAACAUUCGGAUAUUUUGGAGAGAAAUAUACAAGUCUGUGAUGAUUCAUACCAUGGAUCCAAACAUAAGUUUUUCCUGUAUUUUGGGAGAGUCCUUGGCGGAGCAAAUUUUUAUCUAUGUAUAUGCAAAAUAGACCUAUUCCUCUGGAAAACUGAUGUAUUUUGAUGUGAAAAUUUAAGAUCUCCUUCCUUUAUCUCUAAAAUUAAUAAGUGUCACCAUGACAUUUUUAUGAAAAUCCUUUUGUCAGGAUUUUCUUCUCCUGAGAAGCUGAGAGGGCCUCAGGAAAAAAUGUAAACAAAUUACUAUCUGCUACUGCGGAAUGCAAC
Motacilla alba alba is the source of this 12314-nucleotide messenger RNA. RefSeq names its product neuropilin and tolloid like 1 (gene NETO1). Gene Ontology annotation, molecular function: protein binding. Lineage: Eukaryota; Metazoa; Chordata; Aves; Passeriformes; Motacillidae. Bases 1028 to 2629 code for a protein of 533 amino acids. The record is from RefSeq and is a predicted model, not a curated record. The transcript has 11 exons.